AAAGCACUCAAUCUGAUGAGAGAAUCGAACAAUUGUGUUGAUAAUUCUUUGGGGCAAAAUUAAACAGUCUUCUUCUAUAAUUACCUCCCUAAAACAAGGAUUCGCUCGUCCGGCAUGCUCUCUCCAUAGAGUCACAAGCCUUACUUCCCGGUAACUUAACAACAUCACUCUACAAUAGUCUCCGCGCCGUACUCAUGCCUAGGAAGAUCAGAAAACCGGCCUCUGCGACCGAAAACCGCGAAAAUCAGCGUCGCUCGCGUGCUCGCCGUAGAGAGCUCGUUCAGGACCUACAAGAGAAGGUCGCCCGCUUCGAACGCGAGGGGGUGCAGGCCAGCAUUGAACUACAACGGAUCGCCAAGGCUCUUGAACUGGAGAACCAUCGGCUCCGCGCGCUGCUCGACCGCAAAGGUGUCGCGCCUGAUGAGAUUGCUCGCCACCUCCGUGCGACCGGUUACGAUGAUGCGCCAACGGCCACUCACAGCUCCGAUCCUAGUCAGCAUCCUCCGCCAACAAGCAUACCGAAUAUUAGCUAUCCGAGAAGACUAGCGAAAAGUUCUAAAACUCUAACAAAUCCGCCAGCGCCAAAUGCCACGUUUCCGUCAGGCGAUACCCACUCCUCGCAGCAUCGACUCCAAGAUCGAUUGACUAGUGUCGUGUCUCCUAGGCUAGCACAAGGUCGUCCAGCGGUGUCCAUCACAUAUCCAAAUGCCGGGCCGGAGGACUAUGCCAGUAAGGGAGCACUUGCUUCGGGUGCCCAGAAGGAAAAGUUGCCACCGUUCCUCUACCCACCUCAACUAUCCACGAAUUUGUCGCGUCAUGUGAGUGGCACGAUGUCCUGUAAGACAGCCAUCGGUCUGGUGGCCGGCAUGCACCACAGCUCUCAAAAAGACGAGAUCAAGGGCUUGCUACGUUGUGGACAAACGGAUAAUUGCGAAGUCGAGACCUCGGAAGUGUUUUCAGUGAUAGAUCAGAUACUAUGAGUCUAGCAGCCGUGGG
Molecule: messenger RNA, 996 nt
Organism: Emericellopsis atlantica
Lineage: Eukaryota; Fungi; Ascomycota; Sordariomycetes; Hypocreales; Bionectriaceae
Exons: 3
Coding region: 195-980 (261 amino acids)
Source: RefSeq, a predicted model, not a curated record